Morus notabilis is the source of this 1307-nucleotide messenger RNA. RefSeq lists its product as uncharacterized. The coding region runs from base 295 to 813 and encodes 172 amino acids. The record is from RefSeq and is a predicted model, not a curated record. The transcript is spliced from 4 exons. NCBI's taxonomy places the organism in Eukaryota, Viridiplantae, Streptophyta, Magnoliopsida, Rosales, Moraceae.
UCCUUUUCUUUUCCUUUUUUUUUUUUUCAUUCUUCUUUUAAUAAUAAUACUUUUUUUCCUCUUAAUCUCUCAAUAAAUUGAGUUUCUUCCCUUGUCAGUUAAGAGAGAAGAAAAUUAUUGUCGCAAAUUUGGAUUGAAUUGUUCUAAAACGAUAUUGAGAUUUUGUAUGCAAUUUCAAGUUCAAAGUCUAGCAACAAAACUUCAUUGGUUUUUCCAUCAAAAGGAAGAAACUCCAUCCCCAAAUCAUAUUGAUUUUUCACUACUUCUCAUACACUUGUUUGAAUAAAAUACAAUAUGGCUGUGUCUUUUACUCAUCUUUCAUGGUGGCUUUGGAGUGGGAAGCAUCAAGAGCCAAGGAUGUCCAAUGGCUCUUCUCUGAACUCUUCACCUGAAUCCGGGAUGUGGGAAUCUGAUGCUCUCAAGUUUCCUUUGGUUAAGAGGGCCAAGAUGGCCUCCUCCUCGUCGUCAAGAAAGGUGAAGCGCAAAUGGCAUAGCCGGGAAGAGCGGAAAAUUGACCGGGAAUACGAUAUUGUUCUCGUGCCAUCGGAUGGCGGGUGCGUUUCUGGCUCUGAAUCUGAGGACUCGGAUUGGUCGAUCGGAUGGUUGGAGCCUCAUGGACCUGAGUUUCAGAGUGAUGAUGACACGGACAAUAGCUUUGCUGUGCUUGUUCCAUGCUAUGGGCGUGGUCUUGAGGAAAUGGUGGAUAAUACAAAGAACAUUAUCCUUAGCACUGUUGGGAUCAUUCCUGAUGGAUAUUCAGCUGAGAGCAAGAAAAACAUGGAAGAGUGGCUUUCUUCUCUGCAGAAGAGCUGAUGUUCUGAAAACCUGGUGACCCAACACUAUUCAAAGACAUCAGAAAUUAAAAAUUAAAAAAAAAAAAAAAGAGGAGAUUGGACCAGUUUGUUAAUUGAUAUUGCUAGCAAAAGAGGAAAUUGGCUAAUGUUGAUUAAAGCUAAUAUUUUUGAGGAGCGGCAGAUGAUUCAGGAUUCCAGUGCUUUGCAACUGGUAGAUGACUUAGUCUCCUACUGCUUCUGUAAAGUUUGACAUUUUCAAAUUAAGGAUGUACUGUCUAGAGUAUGGAGAAAAAAAAAAGAGUAAAAGGGAGAAAAAUAAGCAGGGAAAAAAAGUUUUGUUAGGGACAAUGAUAUUGAUGGGUGUGUUUGUGUCAUGUACCUGCUUUGUGAUUCUUUGAUUUAAGUGCCUUGUACAUAGUAGAAGCAGGUCUUAUGUUUUACCUAGUACCCUUCUAAAUAAGUUGUGAAUAAUUGUAAAUAUUUUGUUAAUAUCAAGAAAGCCUCUCAAUCUCU